Molecule: messenger RNA, 2511 nt
Organism: Trypanosoma brucei brucei TREU927
Lineage: Eukaryota; Euglenozoa; Kinetoplastea; Trypanosomatida; Trypanosomatidae
Exons: 1
Coding region: 1-2511 (836 amino acids)
Biological process (GO): spindle organization; mitotic cell cycle; establishment of meiotic spindle localization
Cellular component (GO): spindle pole
Molecular function (GO): protein binding
Source: RefSeq, a predicted model, not a curated record
AUGGCAAGCAGCGUACCAGAGGGCGAUGCACCGACGGAGGAGGACUACAUGCAGAAGGCCGUGCAGUUGUAUACCGGAUCCAAGUAUCUCUUGGCGAUGAAAGCCUAUGAACGCGCCCUCUCUACCUCGCAAAAAGAGUUGCUUGUUGCCCCGCCCUACACACCGUUGGAGUCUUGUGAUCCGGUGCCACAAGAUGUCUUGUUCAGAUAUUUUAUACUGUACUGCAACAUGUUCGGUGCCAAUGCGGCCUCUGCAAAUGAUAAGCAGGCGGAGGAUUUUUUGCUUUACUCCCUAAGGAAGUUGGAAGAAAGAGGUUAUGUACGGGGGGGUCUUUUAACCGCACGCAUAGAGGAUGUAGCGAAGUGCAGCAUGGGAUCCGGCAGCAACAGCAGUAUUAUUGAAGAUGAGGGUAUGUCGUUUCUUGUGGCUGUAACCCUGAAUAACUGGGGUUGUCUACUUAUCCGACGGGGAGACCUCGAUAGGGCCUUUUACUUUCUACAGUUGGCGUUGAACUCGGCAUUAACUGAGCAGUUAGCUCGUAUAGCGCUUCUUAACAUGUGUGUCGUGCACAUAAGCAAAUGUUCCUUCCAAGAGGCCCGUCUAACGGCUAUAGAAGUCUGCAAACAAGAGGAUAACGCCGAAGAUAACGGCAUUACGUUGUGUAGUGGGGACGGUGUGAACAAAGAUUUGGAUGAUCUCCUUAUUGCGUGCGCAUAUUUCAACUUGGGCAUAGCUGGUGAGUACAGCUCAUUGCCGGAGGCAGAAAAGUAUUAUACGGAUGCGGAGUGCACAAUUGUUGGGAAUCCAUACCAACAAUGGUCCAAGAUUAUUGAAGAUUCCCAUAAAAGGUUCCAGGAAAUCGUGCAGCAGCGACGAAAUGAAGCUAUCGCCCGGCAAGCGGCGGCAGCGCUCGAUCUGGAUGCCAUUUUGGGGUUGGAUUUCCCGAUGCGCCAGAGGGUGUCGGGUGUGAGUCGGAAGAGAGCCUCUCAUAGGGCUUCCAGGAGUCUAAACAUGAGGGGAAAGGCUAAAAGUGGGGCGUCCUCAGCAACAGGUGACGACAAAAGCGAUUUGUUUGAACCUCCUCCCAUCAAUGACGAGGUGCGAUGGGCAAUACUUAACAAAGGUUUAGAGAAUUUAAUCGUCCCACUCAUGGGGCCAAGGGAGGCCCAAGAGCGCGUUUUUGGAAAGGAUGAAACAUAUGAAUCGCCUUUUUCGUUUGUUACAUUUGACUCCCUGAGGGGUGUUGCAAUGCUGUCAUUGCUGAAGGAGACACCCCUGCAGAUUGCCGAUGAGGCUGAGAGGGGGUGCCUCACGUUUGCCAAAAGGUCUGUAUGGUCACCGUUUGCUCCACGCCACAAUCAGGGAUUUAUCAUUCCACAGGGCAAAGGGAAGCCCAAUCUUGUUCCGUCCCCAGUGAUGGCCGGUAUCGUGAAGACCAUCGUUCCAUUGCCACCUAUGUCAGAGAAGACCAUUAAUGAUGCGCUACGGAAUGUUGCCGGCCUCAAGAAGGUGUUGAACAGCCGACUUUCGGCUCUUGUACAGGCCGAAAACGCGUUCGAGGAGCGAUGGAGGGCAACUCAUAUGAUAAAGGAGGCGCUUAUUGCCUUCAAUUUCGUACAGGAUUUUGUCAAGCUGAAGGAGGCUAUGAAAACCAAGCGGUUGGUGCAGCAGACAUUGGAAAAAUUGUGUGCGAAGCGAAUCAUCCGCUUCCUUCGUAUGGUUGUUGCAGCUAAGAAGUGUAGCGAGGUUUCAGCACUCCCGUUGAUGCGAGCGAGGCACUUCGAGGGGGCCGCGGUUAUUACGUUGCAGAAAAAUGCGCGGAUUUGGUUAGCGAAGAGGGAGUUACAGAGGCGGAGGGCUGAGAAACAGGCUUAUAUACAACGGAUAGCGAGGAUGCAAGGUAUGUACCGGGCACGCGUUGCGCGUGCCAGCUUCCUCCAGUACCGUGAGGAAAGGCGGAAUGAGUUGUUGGAGCGAGCGGAGCAUGAAAGACGUGAAUUUGCUGCCCGACAAAUUCAAGUUGCGUAUCGCCGGCAUGCCUUUUUAUUGGCCAAGUGGCGUGAUACAGGACAAUUCAAGCGGUACGUGCUUCAUCAUUAUAGGUAUUCCAGAGAGCACAGUGCCACUGUAAUUCAGAAGACUUUUCGAGGGUUUUUAGUCCGCCGAGUUCACGGUAGAGAGGUGCACGUGAGGCGCUGCUACGGUCGAAAUUGUUAUCGUGCUGCGGCGCUUAGGGAGCUCGCGACAAGAAUUCAAGCGGCUUUUCGUGGUUACUUGGUGCGCAAACGCAUGAAAAGAGCUGUAAAACACCACCGAGUGAAGCUUCUAGCCGAGGAAGUAGGACGUUUGGAGUCCCACAGGCACAGUGCUGCGGUGGUCAUACAAUGUGCUUACCGCGUGUACGCUGCGAGGAGAAGGGCCGUAGAGCUGCGAGCACUAAGGGAUAAGGAGCGCUUGCUUCGCCGCAACAGGGUGUACCCUGAAUUUAGGUUGGAGGAACAAGUGUAUUGA